Messenger RNA from Paramecium octaurelia, 749 nucleotides. The record is from the annotation of a GenBank genome assembly. Lineage: Eukaryota; Ciliophora; Oligohymenophorea; Peniculida; Parameciidae.
AUGAGAUCGAUUUCACCAAAUGCAUAUUAACAAAACAAAAAUUCUUAUUCAUCUGAACCUCUAUAAUAGAAACCAGCUUUGAACACAAUUGUGCAUCAAGCAGUUCCUGUUCCUGUCAAUGAAUUGAUUAUUCAUGCUAACAAGAUCAGAUAAAAUAUGUCCCCAGCUAAUGUUGCACCUAAAUCUGGCCAAACUGUUUAUAGAACUUAGUAAUCACCAAAUAAUUAAAUCCCACAAUAAACCAUUUAGCAAAUAUAAACUUUCCCAUAACAAAAAGAACUGAAAUUGCCAACUUCUGCUGCUGAGCACUAAGCUCCACAAUAGUAAUUCUCAGAAAUAUAUUCGGCAAAAAGUGAUGAUCGAUUUUGUAGAGAAGUUGAAGAUAGAAUAAGAGUUAUUAGAAAUGAGAGUGAUUCUUGGAGAUAAAAGUUUAUUUUAAGUGAAAAUGACAAAGUUAAAUAAUUAUAAGAUAUAGAAAACCAUUAUAAAAUGGAAAUGCAUAGUCAAUCCUAACAGUUAAAUAAAUUUUAUUAGGCUACUUUAAAUGAAUUAAAUGAUGAACUCAAACAUUUAUAAAGGGAAUUGGAUACAUCGAAUAGAGAAACUGAAAAAAUAAGGAAGAAAUGCCAUUAAUUAGAGAUGGAUUAAUUUGAAUUAAAAACAUAGAUUGUUGAUGCUAAUGCUUAGAAGGAUUAGGCAUAAAAAGAAUGGGUACGAAUGAAUAAUUUAUAUCAAAGAAUUAAAAUUGA